Messenger RNA from Schistocerca gregaria, 6319 nucleotides. It is a transcript of the gene eIF5B, whose product is annotated as eukaryotic translation initiation factor 5B. The transcript is spliced from 21 exons. The record is from RefSeq and is a predicted model, not a curated record. The coding region runs from base 372 to 4256 and encodes 1294 amino acids. NCBI's taxonomy places the organism in Eukaryota, Metazoa, Arthropoda, Insecta, Orthoptera, Acrididae. Gene Ontology annotation, molecular function: GTP binding; GTPase activity; translation initiation factor activity.
UGUUAAGUUUUCCGGGAUGUUGUUCCACACGGCUAUUUCAUGUUUACAUAUAAGGAAAUUACAUUGUAGUAGGAGUGGGGGGGGAUUUGUAAGUGAGGUGACAAAAGACGGAUAAGAAAUGCCGGUCAAAGAGUGGAAUCUUUGGCCAAGAGCACGUUUCAGUCCCAUCUGAGCGUAAAGUGUAUGUUAUUGAACAUAUGUGCUCACAUACGCUUGUGAAAUAGUGUGUUCGAGGAAUAGUGACGUGUAAAACAGACGAGCAUUGUUUACUUUUGCCUUCUAUAUGAGAGGAGAUUCGGAAAUAAAAUAUUUAUCAAAGAAAUACCCUUUUUUGAUUUUGUGUCUAGAGAAGCAAAAAUUUAAAAGUUGCGAUGGGAAAAGCAAAAAGAGGCAAAAAAGGUGCCAAGGAUGAGGAAAUUGAAGAUGAUGUUGGGGAAUCGCAAUUUAUUGAUGAAACACCUGUUAAAGGGAAGGAAAAGAAAGUUAAACCUAGGAAUAAGGAUGAAAAUGAACAGGAUUUGGAAGAUAUAGAUGAUGAAAAUGAUUCAACAAAGAAGAAAAGGGUAAAGAAGGAGAAGAAAAAACACAAAGAAGGUGGUGAUCGUGAGACUGAUAGUGAUGAAGAUGAAUCAGGAAAGAAGAAGAAGGUAAAAAAGGAGAAAAAGAAACAGAAGGACGAUGAUGAUGACGACCACGAGGCAGACAGUGUCGAGAAAAAGCUAGAGAACCUGCAUAUCGAUACAGAACAUGCAGGAAAAAAGCAGGCGAAGAAAAAUAAAGGAGCCGAUGUGAAUGAAGAUGAUGAUAUCGUAAAGCAGCCUUCUAAACCUUCAAAGGCAAAGAAACAGCAAAAAAUUAUGGUGGCUGAUGAAGAUGAAGAUAGUGAGAGUGAAGAAAAAUCUAAAACCCCUGUCUCUCAGAAUAAGAAAAAGGGGGCUAAGAAAAGUUUUGCUUUGCUGGAUGUAGAUGAUGGUGACUCUGGCUCAGCUAGUGAUAAGGAUAAGAAUAGAGACUCAGAAGAAGACACGCGUGAAGUAAAAAAGGCAAAGUCAAAUAAAAAGGUUGUGUCUAGGACUGAUAGUUUUGAGGAUGAUAGUGAAAGGACGAAAGAAGAUAAAAGUGCAGUGAGUGGUGGCAAGAAAGGGAAAAAAGCCAGGCGGAAGAAGGAUGAAGAUGAUGAGGAGGACAUUGAGAGAAUGUUAGCUGAACUGGAGAUGGAAUAUUCAGGUGUGAAGAAAGAACAGGUUGAAGGUACAGAGGAGAAAAAAGUUAGUGCAGAUGGUGAUUUAGGGGCGAAGAAAGAUUCUAAAAAGAAAAGUAAGAAGAAAUCUAAAAUUGACGUUGAAGACGUGGAACUUGAUGACGAUGAUGUGACUAUAGUUGAUGGUGAGGAACUUGAAAGUACUGUUAAGACUGCUGCACAGAAGAAGAAGGAGAAGAAAGAAAGAGAGAAACAGAAGAAACUUGCUCAGAAGAAAGUGGAACCAGUUAAGAAGGCUGAAGAGAAUCAAGAAAGUGAUAGACCUGCCACAGUAAAGCCUGAGGAGAAGGUGAAGCCUGAACAAAAUGAAGAGAAACAGCCUGUUGAGGGAGAAGAAGAUGAAGAUGGUAAGAAGAAAAAGAAAAAGAAGAAAGGUAAACCGGAAGAGGAAACAAAGGAAAAAACAAAAGGUCCAACAAAGAAAGCUAUAGCUGCUAUGCAAGAGGCACUUAAAAAACUGAAAGAAGAGGAAGAGAGGCUAGCCAAGGAGGAAGAAGAGAGGCUCAAGAAAAUUGAGGAAGCAGAGAGAGCAAAGGAAGAGCAGAAACGUUUGGAGCAGGAACGAAAGGAACGAAAGAAGCAGAAGGAAAAGGAGCGUAAGGAAAGACUGAAGGCUGAAGGCAAGCUUUUGACUGCAAAACAAAAGGCUGAUCGUGCUAGAGCACAAGCAAUGAUCGAAGCACUGAAGGCACAAGGUGUUGAUGUUCCAAAUGUGGGUGAGAAGAAACAGACCACACCAAGACCAGGGACACGAAUCAGGCCAAACAAAGUAAAGGCGCAACCACCCACUCCCGCCCAACAGGAAGCUACAGUUGAACGCAAGGUGGAAGUUGAAAUUGUGGACAAAAUACCUACAGAAGUAAACAAUAAAGAUGUUAAGGAUGAAGAGGACGACGUUAAAGAAGCAUGGGAUGCAGAAUCAUCUCAGGAUGAAGAGGAAGAAGAGAAAUCAGAAGGGGAGAAAGUGGAGGUAGGAAAGAAAACACCAGAAAAGCAAAAGAGUCAAGAUGAUGAAAAAGAGGAAGAGGAGGAAGAAGAGGAAGAAGAAGAAGAAGAAUCUGAAUCUGGAGAAGAAUCGGAGGAUGAAAGUAGCGAGGAAGAUUCUGAAGAUAGUGAAGAAGAGCACAAGACUGAUGCUGAAAGAAAGAGGGAACGGGCGCUUGCUCGUAUACAGAAACGCCGUGAAGAUGCUGAGAAGAACAAGUCACUAGAUGUUCUCCGUGCAGCUGUUGUGUGUGUCCUGGGUCAUGUAGAUACAGGCAAAACAAAGAUUCUUGACAAAUUACGACGUACCAAUGUGCAAGAUGGAGAAGCUGGAGGAAUUACUCAGCAAAUAGGUGCAACAAAUGUCCCCAUUGAUGCAAUUAAGGAACAGACCAAACAUGUUAAAGGGUUCUCUGAGACGGAAUUGAAGAUACCAGGUCUACUCAUCAUUGAUACACCAGGACACGAGUCCUUCAGCAAUUUACGAAGUCGUGGUUCCUCACUGUGUGAUAUAGCAAUUCUAGUUGUUGAUAUCAUGCACGGGCUUGAACCACAGACAAUUGAAUCGAUCAAUUUGCUGAAAAACAAGAAGACACCAUUCAUUGUAGCACUAAACAAAAUUGACAGGUUGUAUGACUGGCAGACAAUGAACAGAAAGGAUGUGCGGGACAUCAUCAAGGGCCAAGCUGCAAAUACGCAACUGGAAUUUGAGCAGAGGACUAAAGAAGUCAUUGUCCAGUUUGCCGAACAGGGUCUCAAUGCUGCUCUAUUCUAUGAUAAUCCUGAUGUCCGGAGUUACGUCUCCCUGGUACCUACAAGUGCCAUUACAGGGGAGGGCAUGGGAAAUCUACUGGCUCUUAUUGUUGACAGCUGUCAGAAUAUGUUGGCAAAGAGACUGAUGUACUCAGAGGAACUUCAGGCAACAGUUUUGGAGGUGAAAGCUAUACCUGGCCUGGGAACAACUAUUGAUGCAAUUUUAGUCAAUGGAAGACUUCGAGAAGGUGACACCAUGGUCCUUGCAGGCACAGAUGGUCCAAUUGUGACGCAAAUUAGAUCCCUCCUGAUGCCGCAGCCCAUGAAGGAAUUACGUGUGAAGAAUGCAUAUGUGGAGUACAAGGAGAUACAAGCAGCACAGGGUGUCAAGAUAGCAGCAAAGGAAUUAGAAAAAGCAAUUGCAGGGCUCAAUUUGCUAGUUGCACAAAAGCCAGAUGAAGUGGACAUCUUGCGAGAUGAAGUUGCAAGAGAAUUGCGUUCAGCUUUAAGCAAAAUAAAGCUUGCUGAAAGAGGGGUGUAUGUGCAGGCAUCUACCCUUGGUUCACUUGAAGCAUUGUUGGAAUUUCUGCGAACUUCCAAGAUACCAUAUUCCAACAUACGAAUUGGACCUGUUGUAAAGAAAGAUGUAAUGAAAGCGUCGACCAUGCUGGAACAUGAGAGCCAGUAUGCUACAAUUUUGGCUUUUGAUGUGAAAGUCGAGCGAGAUGCCCAAGAGCUAGCAGAUACCGUAGGCGUGAAAAUAUUUCAAGCAGAUAUUAUAUAUCACCUCUUUGACAAGUUCAUGGCAUAUCGAGAAGAACUACGACAAAGGAAGAGAGAGGAAUUUAAGCAUAUUGCAGUGUUUCCUUGCAAGUUGAAGGUGUUACCUCAGUAUAUAUUCAACUCUCGCGAUCCUAUUGUGAUGGGUGUGAUGGUUGAAGCAGGAAUUGUCAAAGAAGGAACUCCUAUAUGUGUACCAAGUAAAGAUUUUGUUGACUUGGGCAUUGUUACAAGUAUUGAAGUAAACCAUAAAAAUGUGGAGAGUGCACGCAAGGGCCAAGAAGUAUGCAUCAAGAUAGAGCCAAUUCCCGGAGAAGCUCCGAAGAUGUUUGGUCGCCAUUUUGAUGAGAAGGAUUUCCUAGUCAGCAAGAUUUCAAGACAGUCAAUUGAUGCUUGCAAGGACUACUUCAGAGAUGAUUUAGUGAAGACAGACUGGCAGCUCAUGGUUGAGCUGAAGAAACUUUUCCAGAUUCUGUAGUAGUGGGUAGGUAUUAUUAAGACUGAGAGAAAAAUUUGUAUCAUGCACGCCAUUUAUCAUAUUGCUUUACCAGUUUUGUAUAAAACUUAGCAUAAAAAGUAGAUAUUUGCUGCAAUUUACCCAUUGUAUAGUAGCCUUUUUUAUGUGCUGUCAUAAAGAAAGAUACUGUUUUAAAUAAAGAGUUUUAAGAAUCUAUUAUAUAUACCUCGUAGUAAACAUACAUUAUAUGCUCAUCCAGAAAUGGAUUUAGCCAAUGUUGAUUCAGAAAAAAAAACCAAAAAAGUACCCCACUAAAUUUAUAGUUUAUUCCAGUUUCCUAAUUUCAGUUAAUUACUCCUUGAUUGAUGCUAUAAAUUUGCCGUUGUUUCUCCUGCAGCAUCCUGAUGCAGUCUUCCAGAGAUUUUCUUCUGCAUGCUAGGUCUUAACACACAGUGUGUGACCAAUGUUUGCGUCUGAUAAUGUAGCCUUGCCAGCUUAGUGUGGCAUAAUUGUUCAGUGAUCCAUGAUAUAUUGUGGUCUGAGCAGUGAAAAUCUUGCAUUAUGAGUUCAGAUCUGUCUGAUGUGGGAGCAAGAUGGGAAAAAUCUCAUGUUUUUAGUUCUUGGUUGAGGCUGCAGAGCAACUUCUCUAUUUAUAUAAAAUGUUUUGAUGUUUUGUAUGUAUGAAUAUAGGUAUAGUAUAUCAGAAGAAUAUAUAUUGAAGUAUAUAUAAAAUCUGCAAACUAUUUAAGCAAAUUAUGUACAUUUUUUGCAACUGAAAAGAGCCUAGUUUAUACUUAUACAAAUCUUUGUUGAGGGUGUGAGCAAUGAUAGUAUUACUGUUAAAACUAACUAGUGGAUGCAGGUAAACAAUUUUAGGUGAUCUCUCUUAGGAGUGUUCACCAGAUUACUCUCCCAACGCCUUUCUUUUGCAGGGAGCUCUCUCUUUGAUCUUCCUAAUCAUAAUUAUUGUCCAAAUUGACACACUUAUUGAAAAGAAACAAAGUACUUUGUGGUAUUUUUAUUUUAUAAUCAUGUAAUUCAGGGAAAUUGCUGCGAUUUGAAGUUUGCAAAUAGAUAUUAUGCUUUUUUUAUCUUCUGAAAAAUACUCUUUCUCUUUGAAAUGGAUUAUAGUUGCACAGUAAUCUUAACAGUUAGCUUGUUUUGGCUCUUUCAUAUAUUAUCUCUCUCUCUUCUUUUCUUUUUAAUUGUGUUCCAAACUCUUCGUGGUUCUGCUGCAUUGUGUUGCUUCAUCCUAUUGUUAAUCUUAUACAAAUUCAGUAUAAUAUGAAAUAAUCAUAUUUUUCUAUUCAGUACUAUAAAUUUUGUUUUUUCACUGUUGCAAAAUUUUACAAGUAGUAUAAGAAUGUACUGGCACAGAUGUUAGUUUUUGUGUUUAGAAGAGAGAGAAUUCAGUCAAGAAUGUGAAGGUAAAUAAAGAAUGGUAGAAAUUUUGAUUCAGUAUUUCAGCUGUAGCAACAUAUUACAAUGAGAUCAGAAAAGCAACUAGAUUUUUUUUAAAGUUAAGAUAUAUUUCAUAUUAGAUUUAACCAUGCUUAAAGGGAUGCAUGAUUCCCAUACCAUCCUCAUCUGUUUCACAUGUUGAUUGUCUUGUAAUAUCAGAUGAGACUGAGAUGUGAACUAUCAAUUUGUUUAUGUUUUCUCACUCUAGGGAAAUAGUUUGUUUUCCUGUUUAUAGAAAAUUGCAGCAGAUCCAUGACUGUGGAGACACCUAUUGUCAUAUUUAUGUGUAUGUAUUCUUAAGCACUAAAAGAUCAAAUUAUCCAUUGCCCCAGAAUUACAUUAUUUUUGAAAGAUGUGAAUGUUUUACAAUUUUUUUAAUACACAAAAGUCUUGUUUUAAUGCAGCUUGUGGUAAUCAUGUACUUAAUUUAUGAAGAAUUAGUUUUUUCUGUCAUUUAACUGAUAUUUUUGUCUGUGAUGGAAUAUGUGUGUUUGGGUGAGAUCGUAAUUUGCCAUUGCAUAGCACUGUAACAUUUGCAGAAAUGCUGUUCAUUCUGGUGUCACUGGUUAACAAUAACAGCUGUAAUAAUUGUUUGAAAUAAAUGAAAAUUGAACUACAUGAAA